AUGAGUGCUAAAAAGCUGAGAUCAGCAAAGCUUCAAGUUUUCAUAACGAAAAUUUUAAGCCUAUCAUUCAAACACAAUGUCCCUUUAUUUCUUGUGGAUGAGAAAGUUUAUUUCCACUCACAAAAUCAUACUGCUAUUCGGACCGGAGAUUGCAAAUAUUUAUGUAUGGGUGAGAAAGUAAUUCAUUUUGCAACAAUUGGUCCAGUGUCAACUCAAAUCCAAAAAAAUGCUUUCAUUGAAGCAGUUGAGUCAGAAGGAUGUAAAGUUCGAAUUUUUAUUGGCUCUGAUCCUGUCCUAUUGCAACAUGGCUUAAACUCUCCUAUUCCACUACACUUUGUUAUCUCAAAUUCAAGAUAUGUUAUUCAAGUUAUGAUUCUGUAUGAAAGACCUGGAAAAUUUUGGUGGGUUGGUGGAUACCAUUUACAUGAUAAUGAAUUGCAUGAAUUAUUUGAAAUGGGACUGAAGAAAGAAGAUGUGUAUAAAGUCACACAAGCUGCUUCAUUUGAAAAAGUGGAAAUUCAUUUGGCUACAGUAGACCAGAUCAAGAUGUACGCUCCUCGACAAUAUGAAGUUUUUCUGAACUAUACUGUGAACAAUAGAUUUAUCGAGUGUAACUAUUCUCAGGCUAAAACAUUUUAUGACAGAUAUGGCAGAGAUGAAAGUGAUGAGGCUGAAAUAUUUAGAACAAGAGCUUGGAAAUUGCUUGCUAAAGCAAAAGCUCUACUUGACCACCUGAAAGUUCCCUUUUGGUUGAGUAGUGGCACAUGUUUAGGUUUUUUUAGAGAAUGUGGAGUAAUAUCGUACAGUAAAGAUGUUGAUAUAGGAAUCUGGAUUAAAGAUUAUAAGCCUGAAAUAAUUUCUAUUUUCUCAACUCAUGAUAUUCCACUCACUCAUUCAUUUGGUAAAGUUGAAGAUAGUUUUGAAUUAUCAUUUAGAGAAAAGGACAUUAAACUAGAUAUAUUUUUCUUCUAUGAAGAAGCACAGUACGUUUGGAAUGGAGGGACCCAAGCUAGAACAGGCAAAAAGUUUAAGUACAUAUUCCCAAAAUUCGAAUUGUGCUGGACAGAAUUUUUAGAACUAAAAGUCAGAAUACCAUGUGAUACAGAAACUUACAUUAAAGCAAAUUAUGGUCCAAACUGGUUUGAACCAGUUAAAACCUGGGAUUGGAAAUCUAGUCCUCCAAAUGUCAUUGAAAAUGGUCAGUGGCCAAUUGAAGAGUGGCCAGAGGUGAUUCAACUUCUGCCUUUGCCUGAACAAACUUGA
This is a messenger RNA of Uloborus diversus, 1263 nucleotides long. RefSeq names its product ribitol-5-phosphate transferase FKTN-like. The transcript has 7 exons. Lineage: Eukaryota; Metazoa; Arthropoda; Arachnida; Araneae; Uloboridae. The record is from RefSeq and is a predicted model, not a curated record. The coding region runs from base 1 to 1263 and encodes 420 amino acids.